UUUUCUGGAAAUAGCUGGACUUCCUCCCAUUGGCGGGGCCUGUUCUGUUUUUUUCUGCUGCUUUGUUUUCAAUCUGUUUGCCUUAGCUGUUUCCUCUGGCACUCUAAGAGUUAAAGAUUUUGCAACACAGUUCAUGUGUUGGCUAGUUUAAAGAGGAAGGAAAUUGGGAGAGAACAGCUUCGUACGAGGAAGGUAGCUGCACAGAGACUGAGCAGAGCGAUGGUUUGAGACGAGUGGAGGGGACAGGGGGCGUUGAGAAGUGACAGAGAAAACUCAGAAGCUGGAUGAGGUUUUCUUUUAAAACAAACAAAAAAAGAAAAAACACUGCUGCAAACUGGGGACACGGUCUCAGAGAAAGUGAGGUUUGAGUUUGCAUACUCGAGGGUCACGUUCUUGUCAUUUUCAAUCUGAGUGACGGGACAGCAGAGUUUACACUGCCCUUCCUGCACAGCCCGAAUUUAGGGAUUCCAGUUUGUGAACCACGGUUAAACUCAGCAGGAUGGGUUUUGGCCAGGACCUGUGGUGCCCCCAGGGUCACAGCACCUUACUGCGGCUGCAGGACUCAGAGCUGCGGCUCAUGGAGGUGAUGAGGAAGUGGAUGACGCAGCGCGCCAAGAGUGACCGCGACUACUCCAUACAGCUGCACCACAUGUGCACGCAGGUCGAGAAACAGGAGGUGGCGCUGCAGAGCACGGGGCUCGACUACAUUAGCCAACUGAACAAGUCCUGGAGCUGUAUGGUGAGUCAGACGGAGAGCCUGAGCCGUAUUCUUCGCAAGCACUCGGAGGAUCUGAACUCGGGGCCCCUGAGCAAGCUGACCCUGCUGAUCCGAGACAAGCAGCAGCUGCGCAAGACCUACGGGGAGCAGUGGAGCCAGCUCAGCCAGGACCUCAGCCGGGUGACACAGACGGAGCUGGAGAAGCUGAAGUCUCAGUACCGCCAGCUGGCGCGGGAUACGGUACAGGCCAAGAAGAAGUACCAGGAGGCCAGCAAGGACAAGGACCGCGAGAAGGCGAGGGAGCGCUACAUGAAGCUGACCUGGAAGCUGCAUGAGGUUCACAAUGAGUACGUGCUAUCAGUGAAGGGGGCAGAGGUGCAUCAGAAAUACCACUACAGCCAGUCCCAGCCCGCGCUGCUCGACGCCCUGCAGAGUCUGCAAGAGGAGAUGCUCCUGGUACUGAAGGACAUCCUGCAGGAGUACUCUGACUUGACCAGCCUGGUCCAGGAGGAUGUGCUGCUGGUUCACCAGGAGAUUGUCCAUGCCGUCAAAGCCAUCGAGCCCAAACGGGAGUACGAGAGCUUCAUCCAGCAGAACAGGUCCGUGGGGGACAUACCGCCAACUGUGACCUUCGACACAAGUCUGCUGGAGGAUACAGACAUGCUGCAGGCGGGAGAGCUGCAGCUGAAUGACCUCACACUGGAGGGAAUGCAACACAAGCUGACCACGCUGGAGGAGGAGGUCCUGUCCCUCACCACCUCACUGAGCUCCCAACAGACCACCAUCAGCCAGCUGGAGAUGGAGCUGCAGAGCGAGGAGAGGAAUGCUAACUUCGGGCAGCGGGUGUACCAGUUCAGUAAGCGCAAUGCCCUGGAGGACAGCCGGCAGCAGGCGAUGGUUAUCAUGGGGACGAGAGUGAAGUUGGAGGCUCAGCGAGACAUGCUGGCAGAGAAGCUGCACCAGCUGGGUGAUGGAGACCCACCCCCGGCACUGGAGCUGGAGGACGACCGGGUGUCUAACUGCUCCAUGGAGCGAGACAAGGACAGCAGUAAGGUUCUCAGCCUGGAGUCAAUCAAGAGUCACAUCACUGGCAUUUUCAAACUCAAAUACUCGGUGCCCCCUCCCCUGCCAACGAUCCCAGAGCUCCAGAAGCCCCUGUCCCAGCAGGCCUGGUAUCACGGCGCGAUCCCCAGGCUCGAGGUGCAGGAGCUGCUGUUGAACGACGGGGACUACCUGGUGCGGGAGAGCCAGGGCAAGCAGGAGUACGUGCUGUCGGUACACUGGGGCGGGCAGUGCCGUCACUUCAUCAUCCAGAGCGUCGAUAAUAUGUAUCGUCUGGAUGGAGAAGGAUAUCCCACAAUCCCCCUGCUCAUUGAUCAUCUACUCAGCAACCAACUCAACGUAACUAAGAAGUCUGACAUUGUCCUGAAGAAAGCUAUCCCCAGGGACAAGUGGGUUCUAGAACACGAUGAUGUCAUUCUUGGAGAGCACAUUGGCAGGGGAAAUUUCGGGGAGGUGUACAGUGGCCGGCUGCGCUCUGAAAACAUCCCCGUCGCUGUGAAGACGUGCCGCGAGAGCCUGGCUCCAGACCUCAAGAACAAAUUCCUCAUGGAGGCCAGGAUCCUGAAGCAGUACGACCACCCCAACAUUGUGAAGCUGAUUGGCGUGUGCACACAGAGACAGCCUAUCUACAUUGUCAUGGAGCUGGUGCAGGGAGGGGACUUCCUGACGUACCUGCGGAACGAGGGGCAGCGUCUGAAGGUGAAGGAGCUGAUCAAGAUGGCAGAGCACGCAGCCGCUGGCAUGGAGUAUCUCGAGAGCAAGAAGUGCAUCCAUCGGGACCUGGCUGCACGGAACUGCCUGGUGACAGAGAGGCACAUUGUGAAGAUCAGCGAUUUUGGGAUGUCCCGCGAGGAGGAGGACGGGGUCUACUCUGCCACUGGAGGGAUGAAGCAGAUCCCUGUCAAAUGGACCGCCCCCGAGGCCCUCAACUAUGGGCGCUACACCACAGAGAGUGAUAUCUGGAGCUUCGGGAUCCUGCUCUGGGAGACCUUCUCCCGAGGCACCACGCCCUACGCCACUAUGACCAAUCAGACGACACGGGAGGAAAUCGAGCAGGGGUAUCGGAUGCCACCUCCUGAGGGGUGCCCGCCUGGCAUCUACAGUCUGAUGUGUCGAUGCUGGGAAUACGAUUACAAGAAGCGCCCCCCAUUCAGCGUGAUCCACAAGGAGCUGAGCAGCAUCUACAAGAAGCAAAGAUGAUCCCUGUGCUGGCUUUGAGUGUAAUAGAUGUUUACGAUGUGCAGGAACAGCUAUCGCUCCAAGGCUACAAGGCUACACAUUCACCUACAGAGGUGCAUAAUGUCGGUCACAACCCUAUCAGCUACAAAAAUUGUCAUGGCUAAUGUCUAAAAAAAAGUUCUGUUUUGUUCAGACUCUCGUCUGCAGCUUGAUAUGUUUAAUAUUUCUCUGGUAACACAGAGUCAGGAACAGGUUUAACAGACUCUGCAUCCCAGUGCUUUAUCACUUUAAGCCAAACUAAAACUGUGUUUUGCAAAUGUUUGUUUUUUAAAUUUAGAUUUUUAUAAGUUUGAUAAAGGUGUACAUAUCUUAUUGGUUGAAAUUGUUUUUAAUAAAACAAACAAACCAC
Messenger RNA from Polyodon spathula (Mississippi paddlefish), 3368 nucleotides. Its product is annotated as tyrosine-protein kinase Fes/Fps-like. The record is from RefSeq and is a predicted model, not a curated record. Gene Ontology annotation, molecular function: non-membrane spanning protein tyrosine kinase activity; ATP binding. Bases 500 to 2980 code for a protein of 826 amino acids. NCBI's taxonomy places the organism in Eukaryota, Metazoa, Chordata, Actinopteri, Acipenseriformes, Polyodontidae. Gene Ontology annotation, biological process: peptidyl-tyrosine phosphorylation; chemotaxis; regulation of mast cell degranulation. The transcript has 19 exons.